AUGGGUAGUGACGAGUUACCAUAUGCCCUAGAUGCGGAGACUCCCCUGAAGGAGUCGGAGCUUCAGGUUCUCCGCGACCAGUUUGAGAAGGAGGGCGAGAUGGUGAGCGUGCAGACAAAGUUCAACUACGCUUGGGGUCUUGUAAAAUCGAGUUCCAGGGCCGACCAGCAACUCGGUGUUCGUCUUUUGUCUGACAUCUUCCGUGUGGCCCCCGAGCGCCGACGAGAGUGUCUAUACUAUCUUGCCCUUGGCAACUAUAAGCUCGGCAACUACAACGAAGCGAGGCGAUACAAUGAUAUUUUGCUCGACAAGGAACCUGCCAACCUGCAGGCCUCGAACCUCCAGACGCUGAUUGAUGACCGGGUCACUCGAGAAGGGCUUGUGGGCGUUGCGAUAAUGGGUGGCGUGGCCGUGGCUGCCGGCGCUGUGGGUGCCUUCCUACUAAGGAACGCGCGCAAGAGGUGA
Molecule: messenger RNA, 465 nt
Organism: Parascedosporium putredinis
Lineage: Eukaryota; Fungi; Ascomycota; Sordariomycetes; Microascales; Microascaceae
Source: the annotation of a GenBank genome assembly